Molecule: messenger RNA, 3848 nt
Organism: Grus americana (Whooping crane)
Lineage: Eukaryota; Metazoa; Chordata; Aves; Gruiformes; Gruidae
Gene: NFE2L3
Product: NFE2 like bZIP transcription factor 3
Exons: 4
Coding region: 281-1687 (468 amino acids)
Biological process (GO): regulation of transcription by RNA polymerase II
Cellular component (GO): nucleus
Molecular function (GO): RNA polymerase II cis-regulatory region sequence-specific DNA binding; DNA-binding transcription factor activity, RNA polymerase II-specific
Source: RefSeq, a predicted model, not a curated record
GGAGCCGGGGCGGCGGUCCGUUUCCCCCCACGCACAGGCACCCCACGAGGAGCGUCGGCUGUGGGGACGGUGGGCCUGCCGCCGGGCAGCCACGGGUCACCGACCCCAUGAGCCUCCUCGGGCUCCGCUGGCAGCCAGACCUGCCCUGCCGGGUGCCCGCCUCGGCCCCGGGGAGAGCGGCGUGGCCCGGCGCUGCCCUCCCCGCCCGGCGGAGCCGCCCCCCGCCCCGCCGCGGGAGGAGGAUGGGGCGCCGGCGGCCCCGCGCGGAGGCGGCUGCCCCAUGGCGGAGGAUGUUGACCUGAAAGCAUGUCAGGAAGCUUUGGAUGACUGCUCUCCACACCAAGGAGGUGAUCAGCUGGAACUGCAAGAGGAGGAGGAAGACGUAAAUCAAAGCAACCACAACCAUGUAGAUUCCCUUCUCUCCUUAGAGGGCUAUUUACAGCUUUUGUCAUCGCAGAUGGAAAACAUGCUAGAGGUGAGUUUACUGGAAGAUAUACAAGUUGCUACUUCUAGUAGAGGCCAAGACUCAUCAUCCUCACACCAUAACGUAAGUUUGACCCAGACACUUUCCCACUGUUUCAGCCCUUGUGAUGCCACACUACUAAGAACAGACUACCCCACUCAAGCAAAUUCAGAAAUGAGACAUUUACAAAGGCAAGAGUCUUUUCCUCAGUCAAGCUCUAAUAUCGCAAAUCCAGAAUCACUGCUUCCUGGGUCAAAUUUGACAGGGCUGUUUUCAGCUGCUGACAUUAGAAACCUAACAGCCCAUGAUGAUAAUUUUGAUGAAAUUAAACUCAUGUCUUUUGCUUCGGAGGAAGGCUUUGAUCCUAUAGAAGUUUCUGAGCUCUUUGAAGAACCUGGCUCAGAUUUGGGUCUGUUUUUGAAUUCAAGUCACAGCACCACCUCUUAUUCAGUCUGCAGUGAAGGUGCUGUUGGGUACAGCAAUGAUGUUAAAUCUUUUUCUUCUCAUGGCUUACGAGCUGUUGGUGGCCAUAGCCAAGAACACAGUAAAUAUGGCCAUGUAGAAUAUCCAGGUGAUUCACAGUGUUCUAGAGAAGCCACACUUCAGCAGUUUCUUCAUAACCACGCUUAUAAUCAGCUGCCAAGUCAAGCAGCAUCCACUCCAGAGCAUCAGCAGCAGAUGUGGAUGGAGAAACCCAAUGAAGUAAAGGAUAGGUGCCAUAAUUCUACUGAUACAAACAUUAGCACUGAUGAACACUGUGCAAAAGCUCUGAGAAUACCAUUUUCGGUAGAUGAAAUUGUGAGCAUGCCUGUCGACUCUUUCAACACUAUGCUAGCAAAGAACCAUCUGACGGAUACUCAGGUAUCACGUCUACGUGUCAUCAGACGAAGAGGAAAAAACAAAGUUGCUGCCCAAAAUUGUCGUAAACGUAAAUUAAAUGCACUUCUUAACUUGGAAGAAGACAUAUGUAAUCUUCAAACGCAAAAGGAGAGCCUUAAAAAGGAGCACUCUCAGUGUAGCAGAUCAAUCAGCAGGAUGAAGCAAAAGUUAAACAACUUGUACUGUGACAUCUUCAGUAGAUUGAGGGAUGACCAGGGUAGACCUGUUAACCCAUGCCAAUACGUCAUUCAUUGCAGUAGCGAUGGCAGUGUUUUCAUAAUUCCCAAACACUUGGUCAAAUCAGAACAGAAACAAGAUAGCGAAAAAGAGCAGAAACAGAAAUAAGAUGGCCGAAGAUCACUUCAGUUUUAUUUUUCCUGAAAGAAUGAAGUAUUCCUUAGGAUAUUUGCAUGAAGACCGGAGGUCAGUGAUUACAGCAGUACAAACAGAAAAGACUACAUGUGAGGAGGAAGACUGCAUGUUCAAGGGUCUGGCAAACCCAGCUGACUGUGACCUGUUAGAAGGUCUACCAGCUGAGGCUUCCGAAUGAGGAAAUCUAUUUAGUUUUAAUUAGAAUAAAGGAGCUAGGCCAUCAGUGUAAGUGUAGUUAUAUAUGCCUGUGUAAAACUAGGAAUUUAGUUUCUGGUAAUGGGGAAGGGAGGAGAACAUCAGCAGGGAAAAAAGCAAGCUUCAGCUUAAAGUUACACAUGGAAGAAAAAUGUGGUUUAGUCUUGAAUACUUGCUUCUUCAUACAGAAAGUGACCUUAUUUUAUUAUUCUUUUUUUAGCACUGAAAGAAAAAUUGUAGCUCAAGUUCAUCCUGACCUUAAAUUCACUGUGGAUUUAGGUAUUGCUAAGAGAUACUCUGUGCUUUGCAUUUGUUCAGAACUGUUCUGCUUUUCCUACUUGUCCUUUGAGGAGAGGGGCUCAGGAGGCCGUUGCAUUUUUCCUCACUACUGUCACCAUCAUAGCUCCAAGCAAACAUAAUGUACCAAGUAAUUUUACAACUCACGGUCAAUCUGCAAAUAGACUCUGAAAAAUAAUUAGUAUCUGAUUCAAUAUUGCCUUACCUUCAUCCUCUGCAACCGAAUCAUUCUCAGCUUUCUUCCAUGAAACUGAGUGAGGGUGAACAAGUUCCUGUUCUCUUUCCUAGUCUGUGAUAUGUUUACUUCUGUACCUUGCCUUUCCCCCUCAUUUGGAUACCUUCCUCAAGGAGAAGUACUAAAGCGUGGGUUUUUUAGCUUUUAAAAACUGGUAUUUUUUAAGUAUCUUCAAUGUUAUGGAUUUAAAGUUGGUUUGGGGGUUUUUUGGUUGGUUUUGGUUUUUUUUUUAGAUUUUCCCAAACUCCUUAAAGUAAAUUAAAUUGAAGCAAAUUACUAUUUAUCUGUACUUGUAAUAACGAGGUUACACUCCCAUAGUGGCUUUGAAUGAAGAGCUUUUGGUUUUGAUAUUUAUUUAUUUGUGCUAUGAGAAAGACAACAUUUAUUCACAACAGCUUAUCCUUUUCUAUUUUACAAUCUGAAAAGGGUCUGCAAUAAAGAUGGCCUAAAAAGGCAGGUAAUGAAUGAUAAAGAAGGAAUGUUAAGAGGCAUACUAGUUUGUAAAUGUUAAAAUAAUUACUAAUAUUAACAACAAGAUAUAAAAAGUAUUUGUUGCUGUCUUUUAUAAACAAACCUCAUAAACCUUAUAUUAAAAAAAAAAAAGAGCUUGCUGGUCACAGUAUGACAACAGUGUAGCAACUUUAUGGUUAGGUAUGUUAAAAAAAGCACUUGCACCAAACACGUAAAAAACUACACAUACACGCAAUACAAGUUUAAAUGCCAAAUGAAACCUUUUAAAGAAAUAAACUAUGCCACUAGCAUGUAGAUCAUGCUGUUUAUUUGCACUUGUAUUUACAGUAACUGGUAGCAUCAAGUGGUAUUUUCUAAAAAGAAAGCACUGCCUCAGAGUGCAAAAUGCACUGAAGUACUGAUACUGAAAUCAGCUAUUUCAAACAAUUUAUUCUGCAUUUUAUAUUAAAAGAUUUCUUUGAAUAUACGUGUGCAUCUGUUCCUUUUAUCAGUUUUGCCACAGCCUCAAAUUGAUAGGGUACAUUCAUCGUGGAAACAUUCGUUAGUGAGGCCCUGAAAUUUCUUGCUGGUAGUUAAGUAUCAGUGUGAAGCACAUCUAUCUGAAUCGGCAUUCACAAGGAAUUUAUUUAAUUGCUACUUCAUGAACUUCAACCAAAACAUGCAACAGGUAACAGAUACAUAUGAUGAAUUGUGAACUUUAGUUAAAUCUACUUCAUGGCCCAUGUGAAGACAUCAGCCCCAACCCCAUUCCCUUCACUGUAACUUGCAGAUUGGAAAUUAUCAUGAACUGCCCUCGGCUAAUUGCACUCUCGGUAUUGUUCCACAGCUGUAUUUCUUCAAGUUUAUGUAGGAAUCUCAGUUUCUGAGAAGUCAGCUAGCAACUAUACCCCUACAAAACAUCUCAGGUGAAUUAUUAAUUUUGGGUGGACUGCAAGU